Molecule: messenger RNA, 6543 nt
Organism: Penicillium chermesinum
Lineage: Eukaryota; Fungi; Ascomycota; Eurotiomycetes; Eurotiales; Aspergillaceae
Product: putative myosin class II heavy chain (MHC)
Exons: 3
Coding region: 1-6543 (2180 amino acids)
Cellular component (GO): cytoskeleton
Source: RefSeq, a predicted model, not a curated record
AUGUCGACUCCGCCGACUCAGAGUCAAUUGGGGCGUCCUACACCGCGUCGCCACGCGAUUCCCCCUUCAAUUGCUACCCCGACCCCUCCAAAAUUUACUGACAAGUGGGAUGCUUCUUUAGAUCGGGAUCCCUCUGCAUCUUCCGCCCCUUUGGCGUCUACUCCUCCGUUGCCUCCACGGGAUACGCGCAAUCUGCGUGACGAACCGCGUCUGGCUCCCUCUUUGCUCUUGUCCUCUCCUCCCUCCGGAGACUCGAGUAGCGAGGCCGCCUCUCGCCGCGCGGAAGAAGAAUCUCUCGCCUCUUCGCCCGACAAUCGGAGAGCCGAAAGUAGUGUCUACUAUACUACUGCCUGGGGGUCACCGUAUGCAGCACCCAGCACGCGGCGACUCUCAUUGACUCUAAGCCAAUACGCCGGUGUUGACCGCGGAUCUGGUGCCAGCUCGCCUGAUAAUCACCCCGAGCUCCGGAGAGCUAGUGUCGCUGUUAACGCAGAACAACAUUUCGAGCGACGAGACGGAAACGCCGGUCGGACUUUCACAGAUUUUACUCGGGAUUGGCUCAACCAGUUCCUGAACGGACAACCAAGGACAGAACGGAGCAACUGGCUUAGCGACGAUUCUGGAAGCGAGGCCCCGUCUUUUCUGACCGCGCAACAAAACCAGAUCGCGGACGAUCUCUCUGACGACUGGCUUGCUCUGGACGAUACAGUUCUUGAUAGCGAUCUCUUGAAAACACCGACCCUUUCUGAUUUUGUUGGUCGAAGAGACGCUGCUCGUUCCAAGACAAAGAAAGCUGCACACAAGCGUGCCGACACAUUGCGCCAGGAAGACUUUUGGGGGUUCGCGUACGAUAAAGAAUCCCCUCAAAAAAUGUCGGACGUAACUGAGUCACAGCCUCCGGCUGAGACAAUCGAUGGACCUUCAUCAGUUGGAGAUAAUAUAAAGACGCAGGCCUCUGAGAUCAAUCGAGAAGCUACUCAGACCCCGCAAAGGCGGAAAAAGAAGCUAGCAUGGAAAGGAAAAGCGUGCAUCAUCGAUCUUCCCGUCGACGACAAUCGGGGGUCCGAAGCGGCCGGUGGUAAACGUCUUUUGACUCGUCAAGAUUUGGAAGCUAGAAUGAAGAAGUGGGAGGAUGAAGGAUACGAUAUUCGAGGAUUCACAAUUGGCGAGAUGGAUGACUCGGCGGGCCCAACAGAACUCGGCGGCCUGACUCGUCCUUUGUACCCUGAUCCGUCAGAGGUAUACGAGGAGGGCAAAGGCCAAAAAGCCUUCAUUCGGUUCCCCAACCGAGCAGUGUGGGAUGCCUAUGUGGCCGAUUUGCAAGAAGAGAAGCUCCGCGCUCUAGGUGUAUCAUUUGGUGAUGAUGAACCAGGCCCCUCUGUCUCUCCUUCGAAUGCCUCGAUUAAUCCACCUCAACCACCUUUUGGUCUCGUUGGAUCACCACCAAUCCCAACUGCGUCUGCUGCUGGCAACCAUCUUGCUGCAACCUAUCCUUUCUCUCCCCAAUUCGGCCAGUCGACAGGGGCUGCCAGCGGUGGUAUUGGUUCUUUAGCCUCGCCAGCAUCGCAGUUCAGUGUGCACACUCCGUUCAUGGGCAUGGAGCAAAAUAUGAUGCCAGGCUUGCCAUUCCAAUUCCAGCCGACUCCCCCUGCGCAAGGUUCUAUGACUCCGCAGAGUCUUCUUCGACAUGCCAACGGCUCGGCAGGACCGGGAGGAUUCCAUAACUUCAACUCUAUGCUCUCACCAGUAUCUCCUUUGCAUGAUCAAGGGUAUGCUGGAUUCAAUGAGGGAUUCACUGACAAGGAUGUAUAUGAUGACCGGUUCCCCCACAUGGGUCAUGAAGAUGGCCCUCCCUUCCCUACUCCUCAAACUCCUGUCAACGCUCCGGACCAAUUUCACGCGAAUGUUGAAAUUGCCCACCCCACGCCACGUGGCCACGGUCACAACUUGAGUGAGAGCCUCCAGAGGGGACUUGAUCAGAUGAAUCACUCUGAGUAUCGCCCUGAUGACCAAGCCGAACGCCACGUGCCGCAAGGAGAAUAUAACAAUCAUCAUGGUCUGAAUGCCAACAUGCUCCAGUCUCGCUGGGCUAUGCCGGAAGAUGAGCCUCAACGCGUCCAACACGCCUCUCGCGAGCCUUCACACUCAUUCUCCCAACACCCACACCAGUUCUUUGGCGAGCAGUACGGACAGAACAACGUCCAUGAUCACGAGGGCUCCGAUUUGGAUACCAACCCCAGCCUUACUGGAACCCCUCAGACGCGGGGCUUGCCGAACCAGUCAUGGCACGAGCCACACGCGAGCGGCGGCUCAUUCCACGGCCACAACUCGAAAUUGUCGGUUUCAUCGCUUAAUGUUGAAGCCAAGGAAUUCGACCCGUCGGCCUCUUUCACUUCUCAGGCACCGGCCCUCGGCCAAAACGCGUUUCAGUUUGGAGGAAGCUCCGGAUUUGGCUUUGAACCAGCACACAGCUUUGGUUCUCCCGGUUUCAUGGAUGCCCCUGCCCCUGAGUUUGGCCCUAAGCGCAGUACCUUCAAAUUUUCUGCCCCAUCUUUCAAUGUGGAUGCUCCAGUUUUCAACCCAUCUGCCAGUAUGCACUCAAAUGCCAGCUCUGAGGCACCUUCAGCAAACCGGAUCAAGAUCUUUGGUGAUAUUGAUAUCAGUAAGCCCCCUAAGCAGUCGAAGGCCAUCCCAAUUGUCCGCCCAGAUGAGGUCGAAAAGAAAGACCAGGACGACAAGGAGGAUAACAAGAACGUGGAAGAUGACCAUAGCCGGCCCGUCUUCACUGACCGUCACAAGCGCGCUCGUCGGGCCAUGGGACAUGCUUCUGAGCCUGAGAUGCGUUACAGCAUUUCUACCCACCCAUUCGGCGAGCACGGAAAUGCUCAAGCCUCCAGCAAUUUGCACCCCGUGGCUGAGGGCAAGGAGAACUCUUUGCCCGAUGAAGGCAAAAACAUCGAUCGCCGUAGCAGUCCGGUGAGCGAAGCUGUUAUUCUCUUCAAUUAUGAGAACGAAGUUGAUGCAGCCCAAUCAUCUGUUCAAGGAGGGCCCGAGGCACAGGAGAACAUCGAGAAACCUGCUCAAGAAAACGUUCCGGAGGCCAGCAGUUCAGCCAAGCAUGCUACCCAAGACUCUAAAAGCAACGAAUCUAUCUUGUCGCCAACGGCCAAGGCUUUCGAGUUCAAGCCUGCUGUCCCCGAAUUUGUACCCACUGCUGUUCAGCCUUCAAGCUUUGCCGAAUCCAAGCCUAUUGAAGACAAAACAGAGGAAGCAGCCGAUACUUCUGCACCUAAACCGGCCGAGAAGAGGAAGGGCGGUCUCAUGGCAUCGCGUUUCGCUACUGACAGCCCACCUAAGUCCAAGCCGCCGCCAACCUCUGAGACAAUCGGGACCGUCCCAUUAAAGGCUUCAGUGGAAAUCAACGCUGCUGCUCAGGCGAUGCUCGAGCGCUACCGCGAAUCUACCGAGGAAUCUACCGACCAAGACGACAUCGAUGCUGUUAUGGAUCAACUGAACCACUCUGAUGAUGAGUUGGGCAUUGAAAGACAGUACACUCCCCUUCCCUCACAGUUCGUGUCUGACUCUGUUGGUGGUCCUACUAAGGAGAAACGUUUUGGUUCUGCCGAAGGACGAAGUGAAGCACCCAGCCCCAGCCCUGGCGGAGGUCCCAGGACACAUAAGCUCGACAUUCCAAAGCUGGGCUCUGAUGUUGACGGCCAGAGCAACGUUACCUUCUCGCCCCAGAAGUCCCUCAUCUCACGCCUUCAAUCGCCCGUUCGUCAGCUCAUCACUGAGAAUGACCACGUCAGUGACUGGGAUGAUAUGAUAUCGUCUGGCGAAGACGAGAAAUUCUUCAACCGUAACCGUUUCUUCGACCGCCGUAUCAACGACCUCGUCGGUGCUGCUAUUGAUGACCGCCUCGGCCCGAUGGAUCGCGCUCUGGCCGUUAUCCAACAGUCCGUCGCCUCUAUCGCCUCUGGCACCGCCACCCGACGUGCUCUGCGCAGCGGGUCCGCCGAAAUGGAGGACAGUGACGCUGAUGACGAAGACGAUGGAGAUGAGAUGGAGGGAUCAGUCAGAGCUCGCUCGCCUCCACAAAAACGUGACCGCAAGCUUGACUUGAUGAAGUCUGUUAUGAUGGAAGCUCUGGCUACUCACAGCCUGACUCCUCGCCCACAACCCGGCAGCCAAAGCGAAAUGAACCUCCUGAAGGAGCAUCUUGCCCGUCUUGAAGCUACGAUCAGUAAGAAGAUUAUCAAGGACCCUGUUGCUGAGAUCAAGCAGAGCAUUGCGGAUGCUCUUGAGGCGAACCAGGAAAUGCAGGAAAUGGCCAAACAACAAGCGCGUGCGCGCGACGAAGUCAUUAAUAAUCUCAAUGUUCAGUUGAAGGCCCGUGAUGAGGAAGUCGAGGCACUGAAUCGCCAAGCGCAUGCCCGCGACCAGGACAUCAAGGAGCUCCACCAACAGGUUGAUGCCCUCCGCGCCACGCUCAAUCACUCCGCUGAACCCGACCGUGGCAUUGUUGAUAACUCGGAAGUUCAGAGACUCUUGGAGGAGAAUUUCAUUCUCAGGGAAGAGAAUCAGACUAUCAAGGAGGAUAAUCUGAACAUCAACAAGAAGGUCAAGGAAGACUUGGAGACUUUUGCGAGCGAGAACAACAACCUCAAGCAGGCCAAUAAGGAACUGGAAGAGCGAUUUGCUGAGCUAUCUGUGAAGAACAUUGAACUCGUCAAUGAACAGAAUGAUGGCCGUCAACUUGAGCGCAAGAACCAGCAGCUCAUCAAACAGAAUGCUGAGCUUCAAAGCGAACGCGAUGAGCACCUUGCUUCCCUUGACAAACUUCGCAAUGAGCUUGCAUCUUCUGCCGAUGAGAACAGUUCUCUUCGCUCGAAGGCCGAGUCCCUGCGUAUUCGUAUGGAGGAGAGCCAGACCCUCCGAGCGACUCUUAUCGAAGAGAUGGACAAACUCAAAGAUAAAGUUACCACUCUCACCAGCGAUGUUGUCAAGAGCCACGCAAUUUCCCGCAACAAGGAGCAAGACCUCACCACUGAGCUCACCUUCGAGAAGAGGGUCCGAGAGUCUCUUGAGAAGGAGCUUGCAGCUCAUGAGGCUAAGCAGAAGGUGUUCGCCGAGAUCCAGGUCGAACUUCAGAUGGUGAAGCAGCAGAACCAAGACCUCACCUCUAAGAACGCCGAUCUGAGGGAUGAGCUUGCAGAAGCUAAGCGUACUCGCGCCUCCAUCGAAGCUGAUGUCCAAGCAGCCACCAGCCGAACAGCCGAAGCGGAGGCCCGCAAUGCUAGUCUUCAAAAGGAACUGAAUGAGGCCCAGCUGGCUGUUCAAGUCGAAGAGGAACGUCGCACCCUUCUCGUCAGCGAGAGUGAAACUGCCCAGAACACCAUCGCUGGCCUUGAAAACUCCCUGCAAGGCCUUCGCGCGCACUACGAGAAUGUUCUCUCCGAAGACAAGGCGCGCAACGAGCUUCACACGGCAAAGGCUCUGGAUUUGGCAGGAAAGGAAACAGAGAUGUACAAGAAACGCGCGGAGGAGCUGGAAGUCCGACUGAAGAUUGCCGAGUCUGCUGCUCGUGCUGCCGCCGAAGCCGCCCAGUCAGCUAAGGCAAACCCCAUCUCGGUCGCUGGUCCUACCCCAGCGCCUGUACACACGACUGCGCCCUCCAUGUCCUAUAACCAGGCGUCUCACGAACCUGAUAGGAUCUCCCCACAGGCACUGCGUGAGUCCAUUCUGGUUCUUCAGGACCAGCUUCAGCAACGCGAGACCCGUAUUGAGGAGCUUGAGCAAGAGUUGUCUACCGUGGACAAAGAUGCCCCUAACAAGCUGAAGGAGAAGGACAGUGAGAUCAACUGGCUCCGUGAACUGCUUGGUGUGCGCAUUGAUGAUCUCCAGGACAUCAUCAAGACCCUGUCACAGCCCACCUUCAACAAGCACGCUGUCCGUGAUGCCGCCAUUCGCUUGAAGGCCAAUCUGCAAAUGCAACAACAGGAGAGAGAACGUGCUUUGUCAGGUGGACUUGGUGCUCUUCCUUCCAUUGCGGACAUUGCCGCCUCCCCACGCAAUCUUCCUCUCGCGGCUGCCGCUGCCUGGGGAAACUGGCGAAAGGGCCGAGAGAACGCCAAUGGAGGCUCAAACUCUAGGGAGCAGACUCCAUCAAAAUCGAGUAACACCGGUGGUUUCCUGUCUGGCCUCUUGACACCGCCAAGUUCCCACGUCCGUCCCAAUGCUCUUCCCACUGGCGCUCCUCGCCCCUAUACUCAAAAUCGGCCCUUGAGAAGUCUCAACUCCACUCCUCGCCGAGGUUCCCUUCGUCAAGAAGUACCCGAAGAGCCACCCCGAACUCCUCCCCUCCUCCGCCGAUCUAGCUACGAUCACGAUGCCGAGCCCGGAAACUACGAAGAGGACAACUUUGCCACUGAUGAUAUCGAGAGUACUGUUGGAGGUAUGGUAUCGGCAGCACCUGGGGAUGUAGGCGAUGAGCCAUUUGGGCCACAGAUAUCCACUCUUUCGGAGGAGCUUGCUGAAGAGUAA